CAAUGCCACUGGAGACAUUUGGAAAGGCCCCUCCCUUGGGAAGGGCAUAAAUGUCCCCAGGGCCCCAGCACAGCACUCAGAAGGAGCCACAAGGAGCCUGCCCCAGAGGACAGGGCGUCUGCGGGGGGACAGCAGCGCGGACAGUAAGCACGCUCGCAGACACUGCGGAAGUGGUUUUCCGACAUGAAACUGGCAGCAAAUCUUCUCUGUUUGCUCCUGUGCCUCAUCGCAGUGGGUUGUGACCGGGUCUACGUCCACCCUUUCACUUUGUAUGCUUUCAAUGAGAGUGCCUGUGAGGGGCCGGAACACUUGGCCCAGGAGGGAAAGAAAACAUUUGUGCCUGCCUCCAUUGAAUCCCAAACCACACCUGCCUAUGAAGAGGAUGUAAAGGAUGAAGUCAGGCUGGACUCCUCAAGCCUGAGUGUCCAUGGGAGGCAGAAACUGAGCUACCUGAAGGACUUUGUGCAUGUUCUUGGCAUGCGGUUUUACAGUUUGCAGAGGGAAGCAUGGCAGGGCCAAAAUGUCCUCCUGUCCCCUACCAGUCUCUACGGCUCCUUGGUGUCUUUCUACCUGGGUGCAUCCAACCAGACGGCCGCUGAUUUGCAGGGUUUGCUGGGAUUUGUUCCUCCCUCUGGAGACUCCAAUUGCACCUCCAGGGUGGAUGGGCGCAAGCUCCUUGCAAGUCUAAGGACUAUCGAAAGCCUCAUCAAAAACCAGGAUGAGGAGCUGCUCUUUUCCAAGAUGCUCUGCCUCUUCUCUGCCCCUGGCAUACCCUUAUCCCAACAGUUUGUGCAUAACUUGCUCCCCUCUGCUGAUGCUUUCUACACACGAGCUGUGGACUUUACAAACCGAAGUGAGGCAACAAAACAAAUAAAUGCCUUUGUGGAGGCCAAAAGCAAGGGCCAAAGCAAGCACUUACUGACAGACCUCGAUCCAGGUACUGACUUGCUGUUCGCAGUGGAUGUUCGCCUGGCAGUGACUGCUAAGAAAGCCUCUCGGCUGAAAGAGCCUCAGGAGUUCUGGGUUGAUUCGAACAAGGCGAUCUCAGUCCCCAUGCUGUCAGUAACUGGGGUGUUCAAGUACAUGACUGACACCAGUGAGACCUUUUCUGCAACCGAAGUCCCCAUUGGCAAGAAUGUUCUGCUGGUGCUGCUGCAGCCCAUCAACGGCAAUGACCUGGACAAAGUAGAGGCCGAGCUCCCUUCGCAGUCAUCAGCCUGGCUUGAAAAUCUGUCCCCAAGGAAAAUUAAAUUAACUUUGCCAGAGUUAAGAAUGGAAGACAGCUCGGAUCUACAAAGAUUCCUUGCAGAUAUGAAAUUGCCUGCACUGCUGGGGAAGGAGGCAGAUCUCAGUAAAAUAAGUGACACCCACCUCACUGUUGGGAAGAUAAUGAAUAAAGCCUUUUUCCAACUGAACAGCGAUGGAACAGAUCAGCCAGAAGAUGCCACAGCACAGGAAGAAGAUGCGGUGCCACAGGAAGUAAUGCUGAACAAACCAUUCCUUUUAGCUGUGUUUGAAGCGAAGUCGAGGGCAAUGGUUUUCCUUGGUAGAGUAACAAACCCACUGCAGGAGGUUUAAAUGGAAGCACUGAGGAGGAGGGGAGAAGUGAUGUGUGUUUCCCAUCACCUUUUUCAUAUUCAUAAGCUAUUUUUAUGAUCAUGUUGAGUGCUCUACCUUACUUGAAGUGGGAAGGGUUUGAAAUACAGCUUUUUAAAAGCUAGAAAGUUACAAUAUUCCAUCCUUAUCUGUUUCAUGCGAAGUGACAAACUCCUCCACCCAGUUCCCUUCUUUCCUUCUCCCCAUUUUGUCUUCGCUGUUUUUCAAAGCAGCGGGGAUAAAACAGUAAUCAGCAAGCCACUGACUUACAAUGUUGUAAGUGCAAGUGCCAUUUACUACAGAAAGGUGGAAAAAAGGAUCUCUUCAUUCCUUGAGAAGUCACCUUUUAGUUUGAUCAGUUUUGCAAGAGACACCAUCUCUACAAUUUUUCAAAUUAUCCACAGAGAUUUCAAGCUUGAUCAGCAAUACUUGCCUUUAAAAUGCUGCCAACAGCAUGGGCAGGCUUUACUCGUCCCACUGAGCCAAGACUGGGCCUUGGAAGCAAAAACACGUUUAUAGGACGUUUCUUCUUUCUGCAGCCCAGAUGGACACGUUUUUCUUAACUCCAUGGAAAAACUAAAAAUAGGGCUGGUAGCAUUAAUGAACUGCUGCAGAUGAAUUCUCAGAGCCUGACAACAUUAUCUCUGAUUAUUUAGGAAAAAAAGAAGAAAGAGACCUACUUACUAUUCCAAUACAAUUCCAUUACUUAGAAUGUUUUCCAAUCUGAGAGGCAUUUAUUGUAGUCUUAUAGUGAAAAAAAGAACAUUGCUGGUUAGAGCUCAGAUGUGUAAGCCUUAACACAUCCAAACCAUAUUUUCUUUAAAGGAAAAAAAAAAAAGGAACAAAAUGGUAUUAG
This is a messenger RNA of Numida meleagris (helmeted guineafowl), 2452 nucleotides long. It is a transcript of the gene AGT, whose product is annotated as angiotensinogen. Gene Ontology annotation, molecular function: serine-type endopeptidase inhibitor activity. NCBI's taxonomy places the organism in Eukaryota, Metazoa, Chordata, Aves, Galliformes, Numididae. Gene Ontology annotation, biological process: regulation of systemic arterial blood pressure by renin-angiotensin. The transcript has 5 exons. The record is from RefSeq and is a predicted model, not a curated record. Bases 184 to 1578 code for a protein of 464 amino acids.